CAGCACGUUAUGCCUCAGUGAAACCUAAAACCAUCCCAGUGUGCGGAUAGAAAAGUUCGGUAUAAAGGCUUUUCUAGUGAAAGGGGGUGUCGCAGACUGAACUGGCAAACCGACGCGGUCCCGGGGCAGGUCCUGCCACUGCGUCGCCAAGAGUCCGGAGGCUGAGGUUUCGCGUGGACGUUUGUGGGGAAGCCUCCAAAGCUCAGUUCUGCCCAGGAGAACCCGGGAAGAAGCACAGACUCGGCGCAGGUUCCCGGCGAGGUCCGGACUCAAAUUUCAUGCGUCCGGUCGGAGGUCUCUCCCCCUCCUGCGCCCAGAAGCUCGCCUCGCCGUUAAACGGGAAUAAGGGCAAUGCCCGAGGAUUAAUCGGAUGAGUUCGUCAGUUACCGGAGUGAAGUCGUUGUCUUGAGUGUGUUUUGGAAAUGUCCACAACUUUCCGAAAGUCUUCCUUCAUUUUCUCCCUCGGAGUCGAGGAAUUACUGCCGAGUUUUGGAUGCUUGUAAAUCGGAGAGGAUCUUUGCUCCUGACCUCCCGGGAUUCUAGGUGAAAACCGAAAGCGCGGCUGAGAUGAGGUUCGGGCUAUAACCGGGUAGGCGCUGCAAACCGUGUCUGUCAAAUUCAGAGCGGACCGAGAAGCGGAUUGCCCCGGCGGAAGGCAUGCUCUGAAGACCAGCCCGUUAAGUGCCGAUCCUGCGCGCUGCACGUCUUCAUCUGGAAUUAAUUGGUUCACGACCUCCGAUGCGCUAAGGACGCGCCAGGAUCUUUAUCUCUCGUGAGAGUGAGUGUUUAGCCUACUUUAUCCGACGCCCCGCCAGAAUGAGGGCUUUCGUUAUCAGCUUAGCUCUCGUAGGGCUGUUGACCUGGACGGGCGAGGCCGACCAACAGACUCAUCUCAAGCGGGUGCAGUUACGCAGACGCGCACGACUGGAACGCGCCCAGGGGGGCGCAGCGGACAGGGAGCGCUUCGUCGGACGUAUGCGCCCCGGGUUUGGUUCGGCGAUCUCGGUGCACAGCUCCAGUAACGGGGACGAUGUACAGGCUGACCAAGGUGUACCGGUGCCCGCCAGGACGGGGGCCGUGCAGGGCAAGAGAGCAGGGGGCCGUGGUCUGGUGCCGAGGAGAGGGGCGGCCGGUAGGAUCGGCUCGCCCAGUCAGCCGGACGUGCAACGAGAUGAGGGCACUCCGGGCGCCAGAGCCCGGAUCGCCCGGAUGCCCAGCGGCGCCGGGUCGCCAAAUCUACUGGCCAGCUUCGCGGGGAAGAACCGCGUUUUGGUGAUCUCGGCGCCUCACGAUUCCGACGGCUACUACCGGCUGAUGAUGUCCCUUCUGAAACCAGAUGUGUACUGCGAGCUCGCCGAGCGACACGUCCAGCAGAUUGUCAUGUUUCACCAGGAGGGAGAGAUGGGGGGCAAGGUGAGGAGGAUCACUGCGGAGGGGAAGGUGAUGGAGGAGCCGCUGGACACAGCACUCAUCCCCAGACUCAUGAGCUUCCUCAAACUGGAGAAAGGCAAGUUCGGCAUGGUGCUGCUGAAGAAGACGCUGCAGGUGGAGGAGAGGUACCCCUACCCCGUGAGGCUGGAGGCCAUGUACGAGGUGAUCGACCAGUCGCCCAUGAGGAGGCUGGAGAAGCUGCGGCAGAAGGGCUUCGUCCAGAAGUGCAAAGGAGCGGGCGUGGAGGGUCAAGUGGAGGAGGGCACGCUCACAGUAGACACACCUGUGGAAAGAAAACCAUGGAAGAAGAUCCCCAGGAAGCCCACGAUAACAACCACAGCCGCCACCACCACCACCACCACAACCACACGACCAACCACAACAACUACAGCCACCACCACCACAACCAGAGCUACGACAACGACGACGACCAAGGCUACUACAACCGCCACCAAACCCACCACUACCACUACCAGAAGAACCACCACCACAAAAAGACCCACCACUACCACCACUACCACUACCCAGAGACCAACCAGAGCCCACACCACAGCCCUUUGGCUCCCAGACCCCAGAACCACUGCUGAUCCUUCCUACGACAACCGCAGAGAGAGGGAGAGGUACCCGGCUAAACCCACCCCAGCUGGAGAUAACCGCACUGACAAGGACAACAGAGACCCACACAGCCGCAAGCUGGUACCUGCUACACAUAAACCCUCCAAGAUCAAACCCACCAAGAAGAAGACCGGAGGAGAGAAGGUGCUGACUAAUGAGUACGAGGACAAGUAUGAACCCGGCAGUCCAACAGUGGGCGAUCCUGAGGAGACAGAGACCUUCACUGACAUCAGCCCCGUGAAGAAGGUCAAGGGCAAGCACAAUAAGCACGACAAGAAGAAGAAAAAGAAUGACAAGGCAGCCAAGAAAGCAGAGAGGAGAGGAAAGGUGGGGAAGGAGGGGAAGAUCGGGGGGAAGAAAAACGGAAAGAGGCUGUUAAAGUACCCUGAGAAGGAGGACUACCCAAAGCCCACCAAGAGGCCAUCGCCCCCUCCGAAGGGAUCUCUGGUCUCCUUCCUGGACUACUUUGAGAACAGGAGGCGGCUGCUGCUGAUUACGUCCCCCAGCGAGGAGAGCAGUAUGUAUGUUCAGCAGAGGGACGAGUACCUGGAGUCUGUGUGUGAAAUGGCCAUCAGGAAAGUCUCCAUCGUCACCGUCUUCGGCUCCCUGACCAACUCCACCAUGAAAAUUGACCACUACCAGCUGGAGAAUGACAAACCUAUGAGGGGCCUUCGUCAGGAGGACCUGGUGAACCAGGAUCUGAUCACAGAGCUGAGGAAAGAGUUUAGCAUGACGCACGAUGACUUCUACAUGGUCCUCACUGACACCGACAUGAGAGUCAAGCAAUCCUAUGAGGUUCCCAUCAGCAUGAAGGCUGUAUUUGACUACAUCGACACCUUCUCCUCCCGCAUCCGAGAGAUGGAGCAGCAGAAGAGAGACGGGGUCGUCUGUAAGAAAGAGGACAAGCCCAGAUCGUUGGAGAACUUCCUCUCUAGGUUCCGUUGGCGUCGUCGCCUGUUCAUCAUCUCCGCCCCCAGUGACGAGGAGUGGGCCUAUCAGCAGCAGCUCUACGCCCUGACUAGCCAGGCCUGCAACCUGGGUCUGAGGCACAUCGCCAUCCUCAAGUUGGUUGGCACGGAGGCGCCGGAUAUGGGCGGGGUCUUGGAACUCUAUCCGAUCAAUGGGACUGCUACUGUGGAGCGUGAAGGGCUGUCAGCCUCCCUGGUGAAGGACAUGAGGAACUACUUCCAGAUCAGCCCAGAGUACUUCUCUAUGCUGCUGGUAGGGAAGGACGGCAACGUUAAGUCCUGGUACCCUUCACCUAUGUGGUCCAUGGCUAUUAUCUAUGACCUGGUAGACUCUAUGCAGCUACGCAGGCAGGAGAUGGCCAUCCAGCAGUCACUUGGCAUGCGCUGCCCGGAGGACGAGUAUGGCGGCUAUGGCUACCAUCAACAUGGAUAUGAACACGGUUACCAGGACGGCUAUCACCAGGGCUACGGCUACUAACUGGCGCGUGGGUGUGUGCUAACCGAGGAGGCACAAGUUAACUUCUCCCUCUGCCUUGCAGCUGCAGCUUGACACUUUCAGUCCUCUGUCUUUGACCCUUAACCUUUUUCUAACCUUUCAUACCCAUCCUCCACCAGGCAGUUGUCACUGGUGGAGUAUCCUUGAAUGUUUCGUAGCACUUAGUGGAAGCUUCAAAACUGUUGCUUUCACCUAUCCAGUUCUUCGAUAUACAGCAUAUAGCAUAGUAUGCUGCAAGUAAUGGUAAUUUUCACGGGGCUUUAUUCCCAGCUGGUUAGUCACUAAAUGUGUAGAUGAGCCUGGAGGUUCAGGGAUCUGUUGUGUACUUAAGUUCUUGUUUUGUUUUGCAUUACUGACUUCGAACACAGUGUUUCGCACGUUGUUACAUUGUUUCCUUCACUUGCCUUCCUCGUCAAAUUUACAUAAUCACGUUAUCAGCACAGACCUUUAUUUUGUAGAUAAUGGGCUAAAAUAAGACUUCUAUGUAUUUAUUGGACAUCUGUUGCAUUUGAGGUGCAGUUAUCAACUAUUUUAUGAAAAAAAGCUGUCACACUAUUUCUCUUUUGUAAAGUUUCUGUCGCUAUACAAUGUUCUUAUUUAUAUUCAAUUGUCCUAUAUGAAAAUAAACAUUUGUUA
Molecule: messenger RNA, 4146 nt
Organism: Xiphias gladius (swordfish)
Lineage: Eukaryota; Metazoa; Chordata; Actinopteri; Istiophoriformes; Xiphiidae
Gene: ccdc80
Product: coiled-coil domain containing 80
Exons: 10
Coding region: 817-3492 (891 amino acids)
Source: RefSeq, a predicted model, not a curated record